AAGUUUGCCAACAUCGAGGAGGACACCCCAUCUUAUCACCGCAGCUACGACUUCUUUGUCUCCCGCUUCAGCGAGAUGUGCCACUCCAGCCACGACGACCUCGACAUCCGGACGAAGAUCCGGAUGUCUGGCAUUAAAGGCCUGCAAGGGGUGGUAAGGAAGACGGUGAAUGACGAGCUCCAAGCCAACAUCUGGGACCCGCAGCACAUGGAUAAAAUCGUGCCCUCGCUGCUCUUCAACUUACAGCACGUGGAAGAGGCCGAAAGCCGCUCCCCCUCCCCGCUGCAAGCCACCGAGAAGGAGAAGGAGAGUCCUACGGAGCUGGCGGAGAGGUGUCUGCGGGAGCUGCUGGGCCGAGCGGCGUACGGCAACAUCAAGAACGCCAUCAAACCUGUCCUCAUCCACCUGGAUAACCACUCGCUCUGGGAGCCGAAGAUCUUUGCCACUUGCUGCUUCAGGAUCAUCAUGUACUCGAUCCAGCCGCAGCAUUCCCACCUCGUGAUCCAGCAGCUCCUGGGGCACCUGGAUGCCAAUAGCAAGAGCGCAGCCACCGUGCGUGCCGGCAUCGUGGAGGUCCUCUCGGAGGCAGCGGUGAUCGCAGCCUCCGGAUCUGUUGGCCCCACAGUGCUGGAGGUGUUUAACACCCUGCUGAGGCAACUGCGGCUCAGCAUUGACUACGCGCUGACGGGGAGCUACGACUGUGCCGCUGGCGUCAGCACCAAGAUCAUCAAGGAGCACGAGGAGAGGAUGUUCCAGGAAGCUGUCAUCAAAACCAUAGGGUCCUUUGCCAGCACGCUGCCCACCUACCAGCAAUCUGAGGUGAUGGUCUUCAUCAUGAACAAGGUGCCGCUACCCUCCUCGCAGCAGUCCAUCGAAGCUGGCAAAGCCGGGGAGAACCGGAAUCGGCUGACACAAAUAAUGCUUCUGAAGUCCCUCCUCCAGGUCUCUGUGGGCUUCCAGUGCAGUAACAUGCUCACGGCACUUCCCAGCGCCUUCCUGGACAGGCUGCUCUCCGCAGCCCUCAUGGAGGAUGCUGAGAUCCGCCUCUUUGUCCUGGAGAUUCUCAUCAGCUUCAUCGAUCGCCACGGAAACCGGCAAAAGUUCUCCACCAUCACCACCAUCAGCGACAUCUCGGUCCUGAAGCUGAAAGUGGACAAAUGCUCGCGCCAAGAUACUGUCUUCAUGAAGAAGCAUGGCCAGCAGCUCUACCGGCACAUCUACCUGAUAUGCAAGGAGGAGAGCAACAUGCAGGCUCACUACGAGGCUCUCUACAGCAUGCUGAUGCUCAUCAGCAUUGAGCUGGCUAACGAGGAGGUCGUGGUGGACCUCAUCCGCCUGGUGCUGGCAGUGCAGGAGAUUGCCCAGAUCAACGAGGAUAACUUGACAGCGUACAACCGCUGCGCGCUCUUUGCCCUCGGUGCAGCUUACCUGAACCUCAUCAGCCAGCUCACCACCGUGCCCACCUUCUGCCAGCACAUCCACGAGGUCAUCCAGAUGCGGCAGAAGGAAGCUCCCUAUCUGCUCCCUGAAGAUGUGUUUGUGGAGAGACCCAGGUUGAGCAAGAGCCUUGACCGUCUGGGCCCGGAGGUCUUCUUCUGGCAGAGCAAGAUCAGCGAGGUGCUGGGCGGCAGCGGUUACAAUUCGGAUCGGCUCAGCACACCCUAUAUCCCCCAGCUGACGGAUGAAGAUCGCUUGUCCAAAAGAAAGAGCAUUGGCGAGACCAUUUCCCUGCAGGUCGAGGUGGAGUCGAGAAACAGUCCUGAGCGAGAGCAGAGAGCACCAGCAGAAGAGAUCACGUACGAAACGCUGAAGAAGGCGAUAGUAGACAGCGUCGCCGUGGAAGAGCAAGAGCGAGAGCGGAGGCGGCAAGUGGUGGAGAAAUUUCAGAAAGCCCCGUUCGAGGAGAUCGCCGCCCACUGCGGUGCCCGGGCGACGCUGCUGCAGAGCAAACUCAACCAGAUCUUCGAGAUCACCAUACGGCCACCGCCAAGCCCCUCCGGCACCAUCACGGCCGCCUACGGCCAGCCCCAAAACCACUCCAUCCCGGUGUACGAGAUGAAAUUCCCGGACCUGUGCGUGUACUGAGGGCGGCCGUGCUGGUAGGGCAGAGCCACCGCUGCACAGCUCGCACCAAAGGACCUCUUGGGGGAGAGAUUGCUGACCCUGCGGGGAGCGCAUCCUCGUGCAGGACGGGUGGGGACACGGACACCGAGGCCACCCCAAGAUUUGUUGGCAUCACAAACCCGUCUCCCGUACUUUCUUUUGUGACUCUCUGCC
This is a messenger RNA of Pelecanus crispus (Dalmatian pelican), 2277 nucleotides long. The record is from RefSeq and is a predicted model, not a curated record. Lineage: Eukaryota; Metazoa; Chordata; Aves; Pelecaniformes; Pelecanidae.